UGUAGUAUUAUCAACAACGCGGCGACCGUUGCUCAUAUAUAAUUAAAUUAACUUUUAUUAAAUUAUAUGCAGAAUUGAGGGUUUAAUUAAUAUCCACAAUUCUAAGAGUUAGGUUUUCUUGUUUUAGAAAUAUUCAAUGGAUAAAUUUUAACUUUACCAUUCAACGUUUUUCUAUAAUGUCCGAACACAACUCGAACUCUAACCAAUCAUCGGUCACUAAUAAUAAAGAAGAUAGACCCAAAUUAAAAAUUUUAGCCUUUCAUGGAUAUCGACAAAAUGGCACAGUGUUCAGAGCUAAAAUAGGAUCCUUUAGAAAAGCGGUUUCAAAGUAUGCUCAGUUAUUUUUUAUAUCUGCUCCUCAUAAAGUUUUCUGCGAAGAAGGUGGAGGCGAUGAAGAUUCGCGUUCAUGGUGGUUCAACGCAGAAGAUAACACAUUCAGUGGUAAAUGUUUAGGCGGACCAGCUAUUGGCUUUGAGGAUACCUUGAACCUGAUAGAGGAAGUUGUUAAAGAGCAUGGCCCGUUUGAUGGGUUCAUGGGUUUUUCACAGGGUGCCUGUCUUGUUGGUCUUCUAGCUGCUAUGCAACAAAAAGGAUAUCUGCCAUAUACAUUUAAAUUUGCAAUUUUUGCAUCUGGAUUUCGAUCAGGAAGCUUAGUUCAUAAGGGAUUUUAUGAUGAAGAUAUCAAUCUACACUCUCUGCAUGUUUAUGGAGAAAGUGACUCCAUUAUACCAAAAGAAAUGAGUGAAUCACUCAUUAAUCUAUUUGUAAAAUCAGUUGUGAUUGAACAUGCUGGAGGUCAUUAUGUAGCUUGCUCUGGAUCUAUCAAAGAUGCCUACCUGGACUUCUUGCAUGAUAGGUAUCAAGAUAUAUUCGAAAAUCCCGAGAAAAAUAAUAGAAGAAAUUCAUAGAGAUUUGUUUAUGAAAAUAUGUAAAUAUAUAUUAAUUAAAGAUUUG
Vanessa atalanta (red admiral) is the source of this 954-nucleotide messenger RNA. RefSeq names its product esterase CG5412. The transcript is spliced from 4 exons. Gene Ontology annotation, biological process: response to retinoic acid. Gene Ontology annotation, cellular component: cytoplasm; nucleus. NCBI's taxonomy places the organism in Eukaryota, Metazoa, Arthropoda, Insecta, Lepidoptera, Nymphalidae. The record is from RefSeq and is a predicted model, not a curated record. The coding region runs from base 177 to 908 and encodes 243 amino acids.